GCUCAGGCCAAUCCGCUAGACCAGGAGCCAAGACGCUGUGAACGAUCCUCAAGUUGGCCCUCGCGUCGUCUCGCCAGCCUCCAGCUGGGCGUUUGGUUUGUGUCAAUAACCGCUGCAAAGGCGCAGGAUUUGCAAGCAAUAGUACCUCGCGCCAUUUUCUUUCCUUUCAUCUGCCGUUGAUCUCUAUUGAACAGGGAUCCUCGUCAUGGAUCUUCCCAAUUCGAAAGCCUCGAGUCUGCUGCACCAGAGUUGCACCAUUGGUCAUCAAAAUCCUCGAACUGCAUCCCAUAGUCCCCGAUGAAAUGGAAGGAAUAUUCUCGUGGGAAACCGUCGCUUCGUGCUUGACGGCUCGCCAUGUCUUGCGCUUAUCUUAAACCCGGCCAGUCCUGACCCCGGGCGAGCCUUUCCGGGGAUGUGCAAAUCAUGAUGAUAAUGGCUUCGCUGCGAUCCCUGGGGCGUGAUGGGGCUCCCAACGCCGACGUGGAUCGAACGGUGCAAACGUGGAAUACCAUCACGCAGUCGCUUUGUAUCGCCGCCAUGACGGUCUUCUUUGCGCUGCGUGCAUACACCCGGCUUUCGCUGCUCAAGGGGUUCUUGAAGGAAGAUUGGACUUGUCUGGGUGCUUAUUUUCUGGGGAUCUGCUACUCGGUUAUUGCCCUCAUCAUGGGCCAUUACGGCGGAGGCCUCCAUAUCUACGAUGUACCCAUCAGCCAUCGCAUUCCCUUCCAAAAGACCGUCUACGUGACGAUGGUGAUGUACGGCCCGACGGCAUUCCUCACCAAAGUGUCGCUCCUCUGGAUCAUGACGCGCGUCUUCAAGCCCUUCCACAGGUCCGUCAUCUUCAUCUACGUCUUCCUCGCCGUCAUGCUGGCCUACUACAUCCCCGCCGUCAUCGUCAAGAUCCGCAUCUGCAACCCCAUCUCCAAGUUCUGGGCCCCCGACACCCCCGGCUCCUGCCUCGACCAGACCUCCAUCAUCCUCGCCGACGCCGUCGUCAGCGUCGUCAGCGACAUGAUCAUCCUUCUGCUGCCGCUGCCCCUGACCCUGCGUCUGCAACUCCCGUGGAAGAAGAAGAUGCGCGUCAUGGGCAUCCUGGGCGCGGGGGGCUUGGCCUGCGCGUCGAGCAUUAUUCGUCUGGUUCUGAUCGUCGUGAAUGAGCAGGCUGAGGACGCUACGGUCUCUUUCAUGAGAGUUAAUAUGUGCGGCAACGCCGAAAUCGCCAUCGGCAUCGUCUGCGCCUGUCUCCCCGCCCUCUCCGCCCUCGUCACACACAUCUACCACGAAUACUCGAACUCCGGCGCCACGCACAGCUCCGCGCAGGAGCUCAGCUUCGGCAUGGGUCUGGGGAUGGGGAUGGGGAAACACCGCAGUCACAGCCGCGAUCGCGACCACGACAGUCGAAGCCCGCGGCUCAAGGGACCGCUGAAACUGAGAGAGACGGACUCCGAUCAGGAUAUUCUCAUGCAGGAUGUGCAGCGGCAGCCGCGCUUUGAGACGACGGUGCUGGGGGACGCGUGUCAGGUCCAGGUCGAGACGGGGGGGAUCUUGAAGACGGUGGAUGUGUCGACGGAGGAGGAGUUUGGAGGGAGUGUUCGGGACUACAGAAUGUACAUCCAAGCUAUUGAAAUGCACGAGCUGUUGAUGCAAUAG
Messenger RNA from Aspergillus steynii IBT 23096, 1650 nucleotides. Its product is annotated as putative integral membrane protein. The record is from RefSeq and is a predicted model, not a curated record. The coding region runs from base 424 to 1650 and encodes 408 amino acids. The transcript has 8 exons. Lineage: Eukaryota; Fungi; Ascomycota; Eurotiomycetes; Eurotiales; Aspergillaceae.